Messenger RNA from Seminavis robusta, 699 nucleotides. The record is from the annotation of a GenBank genome assembly. Lineage: Eukaryota; Bacillariophyta; Bacillariophyceae; Naviculales; Naviculaceae.
AUGUUUGGGUGGUCUCCAAACACAGUGACCGACGACUGGUUCAAGUUUGCGCAGCAGCUGAUUGGGGAGAUGGUCCUCGAAACGAUGGAGAACUAUCAGAUAGGUGGCAUUGGUGUUGAGGUUGAGAUUGAUGAGUCAAAGUUUGUGAAUCACUCGGAGAACUACAAAGAUCCGGUGACUGGUGCAUGCACCAACACCAUCGAGGGCACUUGGAAUGGUGUCAAGAAGCGUGUCCCUGCUAGGAAGAGGACUGAGGAGGGCGUUAAGCCCUGUUUGUUUGAGUUCAUGUGGCGACGCAUGAACCAAGGGCGCCUCUGGAGGGCUCUCUUAGAGGCCCUUGCCCAGAAAAUCCAGGAACUCUACGCUGCUUACUGCAAUUCCGUGGAAAAUCCACCAAGAGUGCAAAUUGACAACAGAUUCCGUCAAGCAGAAAGCACAGACACAUUCUACUCAGCCGUGUUUUGUACUGUGCCACGCGCUGAACGCUGGCGUAUCCAUUCGGGCAACAACGAAGUGACACAACGCAGUGUUUGCAUAUCAGCUGCCAGAGCUGGAAGUAUUCCAGUUAUUCAGUGGGCCCGGGGAAAGGAGUUUCCUUGGAGUGAAAAGACAUGCCAAGCCGCCUCAGAACAUGGCGAUCUGGAUGUCCUCAAGUAUCUACAUGAAAAUGGAUGUCCUUGGGACGAAAACACAUGCUGA